Molecule: messenger RNA, 546 nt
Organism: Formica exsecta
Lineage: Eukaryota; Metazoa; Arthropoda; Insecta; Hymenoptera; Formicidae
Exons: 5
Molecular function (GO): protein binding
Source: RefSeq, a predicted model, not a curated record
GAUCGCAAAAGUGAAGAAAGGCAGAAGGAUGUAGACAUUUCUCGAGAUAUGGAGUUGCGAAAACGAUACGAAAUACGCUUUGCUGAGAACUUACAGGGACUCUAUACCUCACGGUUUUCUAAAACUGGUGAAUUUAUAGCCACAGGCUUUGGAAGUGGUGCUAUUCAGAUCCGGAAUGGUGGGACCGGUGAAUUAACAGCUACACUUAAAUCUGGUCUGGAAAUUUCAAUGCCAGUCAUGUGCUGCAGAUUUAAUCCAGUACACAAAGACAUAUUCUAUGCUUCCAGUGCCUGUGGAAAUAUUUUUAUGUGUAACACACACACUAAAGAGUUUUCUAGAUUUAUCUUUGAGCUUAAAAAUGAAGUGAAUACAAUAGAUUUGAUAUUAGAGUAUAAAAAGAAUGAAGAAGAUUUGAUAGAAAGUAAAGCUACAAACUUUCAUAGAAUGAGAAUAUUUGCUUCAAGAUUUCACAAUGAAUAUCCUGAUCUGAUUAUUACUGGUGGAUGGGAUGAUACUGUUAGAGUAAGUUCUUAUAAGAUAUGUAUA